GACCAUCACUCGGGGCAUGUCCUAUUCGCAUUACCCACAAGCUGGUCAACAUCCUGCAUCCACAACUUAUCCUUAUGCUGCAUAUCAUCCAGGAACACCGGGCGCAUAUGGCCAUCCACAGACGCCAGGGGCAUAUCCUGGUUAUCAGACGAGCCCAUAUGCUACAGGAGUAACGGGUUAUGGUGCUUGGCCCUAUCCUUACAGCUACAUCCCUCAGCAUCCUCAAGCGGCUCUCCAUACACCUAGACCUACUAUUCAAACUGCAGUCCCAACUGCAACAACCACGACAGCAACGACCAAUGCCGUCACCGCUGCGUCGACCCCCGCCGUAGCCACCCCGAGGACUACUACAUUCACUUCUUACACCCCCUCCUAUAUGCGAGAAAGUGUCAUGGCUGCUGGCAAUGCGGGUGCAACUAGCCGUGGACGUAAGCAAGCCAAUUUUAGGGGGCUGUUCUCAAAAGAACUUAAAAGCUUGAUGUACGGUUUUGGGGACGACAGAAAUCCUGCCAGUGACACGGUUAAUGUGAUGGAAGAGAUUCUGGUCGAGUUUAUAACUGAUGUUUGCCAAACUGCCGGUGGACCACAAAGGAAAACGCGUUUAUCUAUUGAGGAUCUUCGCCGGGCAUUAUCAAGACCCGCUGAUGCUAAAAAAUUGGCCCGAAUGGAAGAGUUGUUGUUUAUGCAGGAAGAUAUCAAGCGCGCUCGCGCGCAAUUCGAAGAAUCAGAUAUCAAUCAAUCAAAAGAGCUGCUGUAGCAUUAAUCCCUCUCAUUUAAUAUUCUGCAUUUGUACCCUCGCAUCGCAUACAUCUUUCCAGUGUACUUUUCAUCUGCGCUUCAGAUUGUGCCAUGAAUCGCGUGUUAGUUGACGUAGAAAUGUGAGUAAAAAUCCAACAACUAA
Molecule: messenger RNA, 901 nt
Organism: Serpula lacrymans var. lacrymans S7.9
Lineage: Eukaryota; Fungi; Basidiomycota; Agaricomycetes; Boletales; Serpulaceae
Exons: 3
Coding region: 17-757 (246 amino acids)
Biological process (GO): transcription by RNA polymerase II; RNA polymerase II preinitiation complex assembly
Cellular component (GO): transcription factor TFIID complex
Molecular function (GO): protein heterodimerization activity
Source: RefSeq, a predicted model, not a curated record